Molecule: messenger RNA, 2556 nt
Organism: Acytostelium subglobosum LB1
Lineage: Eukaryota; Evosea; Eumycetozoa; Acytosteliales; Acytosteliaceae
Exons: 5
Coding region: 1-2556 (851 amino acids)
Biological process (GO): regulation of small GTPase mediated signal transduction
Molecular function (GO): GTPase activator activity
Source: RefSeq, a predicted model, not a curated record
AUGGCUUUGAUGGAGUUGUUGCGGACUGUACAGUCUGUAAACUCGGUAAAUGUAAAGAGUGGCAAUAGGUCAUUGUACUCAUUGUUCAGGUACAAGUUAAAUGAGAUCUUGGUGUCACUGAUCGAUGCCACACGUAAUCUUAUCAAAUGCUGUAUAUCUGUUGGCGACAUACAACCAUUCCCCACGCUGGAGGACGUGACUACACUCUCUGCCACUCUACUCAAACAAUGUCGCACGUUCAAGGCUGCCGUCACGAAUGUACAAAACAACACCUCACCGGUCCAGUUCGACGCGCUGCUGGGCGAGUUCAUCAGUUGCACCAAGGACUAUGUUGGUGUGCUCAAUGAUCUGGGCAUCGAUCUCCACUCAUCCAUCGCAGACAGUGUUGCCGAGGUAGAGGCAGCCACACGUUCACACUUCAAGAGCAGGAAGGAGGUGACCUCACUCGAGUUGGACAAGUUGUUCAAUGGUCUCACCGACUCGAUCAAGAAGGUCCUACAUCUCGUUACUCAAUCAAACACAUAUAGUUCCGAGUCCAAGGUCUUCCUGAGGCCGAUCACCGCAGCAUUGGUGGACCGUGUUGGUGCUGGUGGUGGGGACAAGGCUCCUCGAGGAGGAUUCUCGCCGUCCAAGGAGCAGUCGCCAGACAGCAGUGAGGAUCUUAUUGUUGGCCAGAUGAAGGUGUUCCAGCGAUCACAUACUCAGGUCGAGAUUGGAAGCAAGAAGUCAAGGCGAUCAUUAUCAAGCACUCAGCUCACAGUUGCCAAUGUAAAUCAGAAGACGAGUCACCAGGAGGAGCAACAUGGUUGUGAUCUUCCACGCAUUGUACUAGACGACAAUGACGAUGAUGAGGACGACUCAUUACAGAUUUGGAGUUUGUCGAUAUCAAGUGUGUCUGCAGAUCCAUUCAACAAGACCAAGACAAAGAAUACAUCAUCAUCCUCAUCACCGCCCAAGACCAAGGACAAAGGCAAGGUGGAAGAGGAGGAGGCGGUAGUGGGGUCGAAACAGAAGAAGGCUGGCCACUCAUCAAUGUUGAUCAAGGGUGGAUGGUCAUCGCUCAAGAAUCCAUUCAAGCGUGACAAGGCCAGAGAGAGCAUGCCAAUCGCAGAGUUUAAGAAGAUGGAGGAGGAGCAGCAGAAGCAACAACAGCAGCAGCAUCACACACUUCCAAGACCAACACAAACACAAACACAGACGCAGACACAGACUCAGACUCAGGCACAACCUAAGCAGAUCAGUGGCGCAAUCAGUCCAAACAGCAGCAGUGAUAGUAUUGACAAGAUGUUGUUGUCAACGUCAUCGGGAACGGCAAGCAGUCCGACCACCGCGGCUAAGUGGGUGUCAUGCAUGCCACCAUCGAGAUCAAUGCAUAACUUGUCAGGUCAUUCAGAGCAUUCUGGUGAUGUGGAAGAGGACACUAUGGGCCAGGAAGAAGAUGCAGAUGAUAGCGAUGAUGGUCAUUCAGGCGAAUACCUCCAUGGUGCUGGAUCACCUCCACAGAGUCCCAAAGUGACACUCUUUGCACCUGCAGAGAAGUUUGCCAUCGAACCAUUUGGUCGCAAGUCCAAGCGAUACAGCGACAACUCCUUUGUUGGAUUGGAUCACAAUGAGAGACAUGUUGCGCACUAUGAGAUCUACUUCUCAAAGAAAGCUCACAUUAACUUUAGAUGCAAUAUACCAGAGCUGGGAGGAACUGUUUUAAUAUCAAUGUUGGAGCAACCAGAGAAUGCACAACAUAGGAAGCACAGGGUACUCAUUAGAACAAAGAAUGGAGUUGAGAAAAUUCUAGUCUUGAGCAAUGGUUCUAGGAGCACUGACCUGUUGCAAGCCAUCCAGAACUACCUACGUCCAAUCGCCACCCUCGACACAUCACACUUUACUCACAUCCACAUGGACAUCACCAACCGUCUCCUAGAGUUUGAAAAGAUUGAUUUGACGAAUAAGUAUCACUUCUUUGUCAUGUACUCACAGGAUGGAUUGACGACAGAGAAUGCAUUGUUGGAGAAUGGUACGGUCAGUCCUGGAUUUGUGGAGUUCUACAGAUUCUUGGGAAGCAGGUUCAAGACCAAGGAUUGGCCAAGGUACAGUGGCGAGUUGGACACAACAAACAAUUUGGACGGCGAGACAUCAAUCUUUGCACAGCUACAUGGUAUCCAAGUGGUGUUCCACGUGUCCAGUCUCAUACCAGUGCAUCGAAGAAAGAAGUUGUUGGCAUCCAACAGCUGUAUCAUUCUCUAUCACGAGGGAAGCAACACCAUCAAUCCAUCAUUAUUCACAUCACCAAAGAACAAGAUAAUCUUCCAAGUUAGACGAGUAUCAUCUGACGAUGGAGCAUCAGUCAAUUAUAAGUUUGGCGUGUCGUCCAAUAGUGUAGUGGAGCCAUUUGGACCAAUGAUUACCGACCCACCCAUCUACCCAAAGCAGACAGCAUUUAAACAGUUCCUGCUCACCAAGUUGAUAAAUGCUGAGAACUCUGCAUUCUCUACUCAGGAUAUGGUUAGGCAGCGACAGUCUGUAUUGAAUGACAUUGUUAUGAGUUGUACAAAGCAAUAA